CCACCAUGUCACUCAGAUCGGGCUGGACGGCUAAACAACGCCGGAACUCGUCUAGGCUACAGAUACUCACGGACUGGAGCGAUGGCGGACCUCGACGAAGCCAUCCGACUAGGACGAGAAGCCAUCGAUGCUACCCCUCUAGAUCAUCCGGCCCGGGCCGGAUGGUUGAACAACCUCGGAAAUCAUCUACGUAGUAGAUACUCACGGACUGGAGCAAUGGCUGAUCUCGAGGAAACCAUCCGACUAGGACGAGAAGCUAUCGAUGCCACCCCU
This is a messenger RNA of Ilyonectria robusta, 273 nucleotides long. RefSeq lists its product as uncharacterized. The record is from RefSeq and is a predicted model, not a curated record. Gene Ontology annotation, molecular function: protein binding. The annotation marks the transcript as partial. The transcript has a single exon. NCBI's taxonomy places the organism in Eukaryota, Fungi, Ascomycota, Sordariomycetes, Hypocreales, Nectriaceae.